Molecule: messenger RNA, 1842 nt
Organism: Pungitius pungitius (ninespine stickleback)
Lineage: Eukaryota; Metazoa; Chordata; Actinopteri; Perciformes; Gasterosteidae
Gene: anxa5a
Product: annexin A5a
Exons: 12
Coding region: 1-1047 (348 amino acids)
Biological process (GO): negative regulation of coagulation
Cellular component (GO): sarcolemma; cytoplasm
Molecular function (GO): calcium ion binding; calcium-dependent phospholipid binding
Source: RefSeq, a predicted model, not a curated record
AUGUUUCUACGGCAGCCAGGAAUGGACAAACCACACUCUGCCUACAGAGGCAGCGUGAGACCCUUCGUCAACUUCAACGCCAAGCAGGAUGCUGAAGUUCUGCGUAGAGCCAUAAGGGGAAUCGGAAGGUGGGUGCAGCUCGUACUUCACGCGUCCUGCGACGCCCGCUGCACCUCUGUUGCAGGUACGGACGAAGACGCCGUCCUCAUGCUUCUGUCGGCGCGCAGCAACCGCCAACGCCAGGAAAUCAAGGCAGAGUUCAAAAAGGCGUACGGAAAGGACUUGGUGAGCGCCCUGAAAUCGGAGCUCGGUGGGCUGUUUGAGAAUCUGAUCGUGGCGCUGAUGACCCCGCCUUCCUCAUAUGACGCUUCUCAGCUGCACAAAGCUCUCAAGGGCGCCGGGACUGAGGACGACGUGUUGAUUGAGAUCCUGGCCUCCAGGACCGGCGAACAGAUUAAAGAGAUCGUCAAAGUGUACAAGAAAGAGUUGAACGGAAAGCUGGAGAAGGACAUCUGCGGCGACACCUCAGGUCACUAUCAGAGACUGCUGGUGAUCCUCCUGCAGGGGAGCAGGGAGGUUGGAGUAGAAGAGGAGAAGAUAGAGGAAGACGCUAAGGAGCUGUAUGCCGCCGGUGAGGGCAAGUUUGGCACCGAUGAGGAAAAAUUCAUCACAAUUCUUGGCAACCGGAGCGCGGAGCAUCUCGCGAAAGUGUUCGAUGCCUACAAGGAGCUCUCUGGCUCCGACAUAGAGGACAGCAUUGAAGGAGAGACCACGGGCAAUUUGGAGAACCUUCUGCUGGCUGUGGUGAAAUGUGCCCGCAGUGUCCCACAGUUCUUCGCUGAAGGCCUGUAUAAAUCAAUGAGGCGCGCUGGGACCGACGACGACACCCUCAUGAGGAUCAUGGUGUCCAGGAGUGAGGUGGACAUGUUGGACAUCAGAGCCAGCUUCAAGAGGACCUACGGAGCGUCUCUGUACAACACGAUCCAGGAGGACACAGCUGGAGACUACCAGAAGGCUUUGCUCUACCUCUGUGGGGGGAAUGAUUAGUGUCCCUUCGGGAUGAUGAGUCACCGGUGUUGUUGGAUUGGAUCGACAGCUCCGAUGAAAAACAAGACCGUGACCAUGCUACAGUUGCAUAUGUGCAGGGGAAAAACAUGCGACAUUGUGCAUACGAAGCCUCGUAUAUGCAUUAGAUAAAAUAAUGAAAAAGAGUAUAUCAACACGUUAAAGAGUGCAUCUAAGAAAAACUAAAACACUAAUUGAUGUAAUUUCAUCGAUGAUGACGUCAAGGGCAUCCAUCGUCAUCUCUUAGCAGGGUUGAAAGUUAAAAGCAUCCCAUAAUUCCUCGACCAGUCCAAUGCUAUAUUUCAGGCCCAAUUGAUUCAUUCUGGCAACGCAGAGCAUGCUGCUACGUGAGAUGAGGUUAUUGAUCGGGAGCUGUUGAUUCUUCCUGACUUUAGCGUUUUAUUGAUUGGAUUUGUGUGAAUAACUCGUCUGUCCUACUUUGCAGUCUGAAUGCAAGUUAAACUUCAAAGAUAUUUGCUUUUUUUCUCACACGUGUAUUUGAAACGACAACAAAUCGGAUUUAAGGUGCAGUUUUGGAUCUAUUGAGGACGACGGUGGUAGAAAUGUUUGAAUGAGUGAUAUUUUGGUUUAUUUUUAAACAAUGCUACUGUUUUCAUGUUAGCAGUCGUCUGUAGUGAUCACAGCAUGUAUUGAAAUAAAACUAAGAAAAAAACACAGGGCUGCUGAAUUAUUAAACCCUGUGUGUCUCCCUCUUUCAUUCAUUACAAACGAACAGCUUACAUGAAUUACAAUGCGCCUGUUAGGGAUCAAUACGUA